CUCACGCUUCACUCGGCAGAGCAAAGGCGUCUCUUCAGUUCGCUUCGUCAUACCCUGCAAAGUGAGGUACGCCCCUUCGCAUCGUAAGGAAAGAGUAUACAAGUUUUGUUUCUUAGUUCAUUUAUUGAUAUUUGCUUCCAGUGAAUAACAUCGUCGAGUCAUUCUGGAUUGGGGAUUUUUUAUAUAGCGACGCAAUGCUUCUCAAGAGGCAAAAACUCUGGAAUAUCAUAAAAAAGACGGGUUCUUGGCAUUAUUUUUGGAUGGAAUCCCAAACCUUGCAAAACCCAUGUGCUUCGAAUCCUCGAACACAGAACCCAUUUGGGGUUUUGGGGGUUUUGGGGGUUUCUCCAUAUUCAACUCAGUCCAGUAAGUUCCCUGAGUAUCAGAUGCCCUCGGUUACAUGGGGUGUUGUUCAGGGCAAGAAAGAGAAGCUAGUCAAUCGGGUUAAAAUCUGUGAUUAUCUUAAGAGCGUGGGAAUAAUUCCUGAUGAAUUAGAGAGUUUGGAGUUGCCUUCUACUAUUGAGGUUAUGAGUGAGCGUGUGGGGUUUUUGCAGAAAUUGGGGUUGACCAUUGAUGAUAUUAAUGAGUAUCCAUUGAUGCUAGGUUGCAGUGUGCGUAAAAACAUUAUACCGGUGUUGGGUUACUUGGAGAAAAUUGGAAUUGCUAGGUCGAAUUUAGGUGAGUUUGUGAAGAACUACCCACAAGUUUUGAAUGCAAGUGUUGUUGUAGAGCUUGCUCCUGUUGUUAAGUUUCUUCGUGGACUUGAUGUGGAUAAGCAGGAUAUUGGAUAUGUUUUACAGAAGUAUCCUGAGCUUUUAGGGUUUAAGCUUGAAGGAACAAUGAGUACUUCAGUUGCUUAUUUAGUGAGCACUGGUGUGAAUCCAAGAGAUAUUGGUCCUAUGGUGACACAGUAUCCCUAUUUCUUGGGGAUGAGAGUUGGGACUAUGAUUAAACCGCUUGUUGAUUAUUUGGUUUCUCUGAGACUACCUAAGAAGAUCUUGGCUAGGAUGUUGGAGAAGCGGGCCUAUAUACUUGGCUAUAAUCUUGAAGAAACUGUUAAACCUAAUAUUGAUUGUUUGAUUAGUUUUGGAAUACGGAGGGAAUUCCUUGCUUCAGCUAUUACUCAGUUUCCACAAAUUCUUGGGUUACCUUUGAAAGCUAAGUUAUCUUCCCAACAGUAUUUCUUCAAUUUGAAGCUCAAGAUUGAUCCAGAAGGGUUUGCUCGUGUGAUUGAGAAGAUGCCGCAGAUUGUUAGCCUUAAUCAACAUGUUAUUUGGAAGCCAGUGGAGUUUUUUUUGGGGCGGGGGAUCUCUUCUGAGGAUGUUGCCGCUAUGGUUGUGAAAUGUCCGCAGUUGGUUGCAUUGCGAGUUGAGCGCAUGAAGAACAGCUAUUACUUUUUCAAGAGCGAGAUGGGAAGGCCAUUGAAAGAGCUUGUGGAGUUCCCAGAAUAUUUUACAUAUAGCUUGGAAUCAAGGAUCAGACCAAGGUACCAGAAAUUACAAAGCAAGGGAAUUAGGAGCUCCUUGAAUUGGUUCCUCAACUGUAGUGACCAGAGAUUUGAAGAGAGAUUGCAGGGUAAUUAUAUUGAAUCAGAAAGUUUAGGCCCAUCAUUCUGUAUGGGUGGGAAGCUUGAGCUACCGGGGAAUGAAAUUGAGUCAAAUGAGGAAGAAGAUGAGAGUGAUGAGGACGUACUUUACAGACGUACUGUUUCUCUGUAAUAAUGUCUUUGUUUUGUUACACAACUGAACCAUAUUCAAUUUAAAGUGUUAUUUAUCUCAUCCAUGUUUGUCUUUAUUUAUCCCUCUACCAUAUUGGAUUCUCUGUUCUUAGCACACAUUAUACCCGUGCAGAUGGUCACAUGUAUUUAUUGAUUUCUAAAUAAAGAAUUUGCAAAGCUGCACAACUUCUAUUGUAGAACCACCUUUUUGUUGAUGAAUGUAUCGGAAAGGUACAUUCACAGAUCUUGAACAGCUGCAGAGGAAUAAUAAGGUGUUUUGUUUCCUUUAACGGCUAAUGUGUCAAGUUUUUGGUUAUGAGGGAACGCUUCCCAAAAUAUAAGUUCCAUCAAGUGAAGCUGAAACAAGAUAACCUUGAGAAGCAGAAACUGACACAGAUUGGAUGGCAUCAGAGUGUCCCCUGAAGGUUUCAACACAUUCUCUGGAGAGACUGUCCCAUAAGCGUACUUUCCCAUCCACAGAACCUGUAGCUGCAUAUUUACAUGCACCAAUCCAGCUCACGCAUGUAACUCCCUCCUGCAAAUUGAAGGUCCUUUUGUUAGACCAGGGACAUAAAUUUUGUGUCUAAGU
Molecule: messenger RNA, 2306 nt
Organism: Rubroshorea leprosula
Lineage: Eukaryota; Viridiplantae; Streptophyta; Magnoliopsida; Malvales; Dipterocarpaceae
Source: the annotation of a GenBank genome assembly